UAAAUAAAUAAACGAUGCAUGAGAUGAGAUGAGAUGAGAUGAGGCGCAGAGAGAGCGGCACGUGAAUUCAAUUACAGCGAGUGAGCGAGUGGGUGACGAACCUCUUUCAUUCUUCUUUGUAUUUUGCUGCUUCUGCUGCUUCUCCUUCUUCCUCUUGGGUUUGGAAUAUCGAAGCUGGUAGAACCCUAGCUAGGGUAGGGUUAGCUUUUUCUUUUUCUUUUUCCUUUCUUUUCCCUUUUUUUUUGGGAGCUAGAAUGGAUCGCAAAAGGGGACGGCACGAACACCCUUUCAACGGCACCGGCAAUGGCGCCUCCAAAAAAUUCAGGCCACCUUCAGCUUCAGAAAUGGAGUCUUUUCCAACUGGUUUAGGAAGCAAAUUGAAGCCUUGCACAAAGUUUUUCAGCACCUCUGGCUGUCCAUUUGGUGAGGGAUGCCAUUUCUUGCAUUAUGUUCCUGGUGGCAUCAAAGCCGUUCAAAUGAUGAAUGCUGGUAGCAACCCUGCUCUUCCUCAAGUUAGUAGAACACCACCUGUUCCUCCAUCUUUCCCGGAUGGGUCUUCUCCUCCAAUGGUUAAAACCAGAUUGUGCAACAAGUAUAAUUCAAGCGAAGGUUGCAAAUUUGGUGACAAAUGUCACUUUGCUCAUGGUGAGUGGGAGAUUGGCAAGCCUACAAUGCCUUCAUAUGAAGACAGACAAAGGAUUGGUGGGCGAGUUGAGACUCCAGUUCAUGGAGCUGCUGCUGGCUUUGGCGCCUCAGCUACCGCUAAGAUUAGUAUCAAUGCUUCCCUUGCUGGGGCUGUUAUUGGGAAAAAUGGUAUCAACUCGAAGCAAAUCUGUCGUGUAACAGGAGCAAAACUUUCUAUCAGGGAACAUGAUUCUGAUCCUAACCUUAAAAACAUCGAGCUUGAAGGAAGUUUUGAUCAGAUCAAACAAGCAAGUUCCAUGGUCCACGAACUUAUUCUGAAUGUUAGUUCGGCUGCUGGACCUGCAAAGAAGAAUGUCACUUCAUAUGGUCCUGGUUCAAACAACUUCAAAACCAAGAUAUGUGAAAAAUUUUCAAAAGGCUCCUGCACUUUCGGGGAGAAGUGCCACUUUGCCCAUGGAAUAGAAGAAUUACGCAAGAGUGGAAUGUGAUUUAUGUUUCCUUUGCCCUUGUUUUCUCUUAGCACUUUCAGGACAAACACUUAUGAUUAGUUUACGUGGUUUUCUUUAGUGAGGAUUGAAUUGUGCAGAAUUUUCUAGUUGAAAUUUUUGUCAAUUAGCUUCCAAUGUGCCACAUGAUCUGAUUUUAGCUUCUAAUAUUUUGUUA
Molecule: messenger RNA, 1308 nt
Organism: Arachis stenosperma
Lineage: Eukaryota; Viridiplantae; Streptophyta; Magnoliopsida; Fabales; Fabaceae
Product: zinc finger CCCH domain-containing protein 44-like
Exons: 3
Coding region: 255-1133 (292 amino acids)
Molecular function (GO): mRNA binding; metal ion binding
Source: RefSeq, a predicted model, not a curated record